CGGCUCUCGCCUCAAACCACACAGCCCUCCUCAGCGUACUAAGGAGAGACCGGAAAGAGAACGAAGAUGCAGUCCACUGUAACAGAGAGCCUGUUCGCCGGGGACCCCUUCUUCGAGGGGACGCGGGUGCUUUGGCCACUGCGCCGCGGUGUUCUGGCCGACAUGCGGGAGGACUUCUUCCAGAGGAGGUCUGCCAUGGUGGACAGCUUCCUGAGGGAGUUCAGGGACGCCUUCCCCUACGACUUCCUGAAGGGCGCCGCACUCCCGUCGUCCCGCGGGCCGCUCGGCGCCCUCACCAACGGCGAGGCCCACAAGCCUGGCAUGGAGCUGUCCCUGGACGUGCGGGAGUUCUCCCCAGAGGACAUCACGGUCAAGCUGGCGGGCCGGCAGCUGGCUGUCGUUGCCACCAAGCAGGCGGAGGGCGGGGAGGCCCGGUGCAGUGGCUUCGUGCAGAAGAUCGACCUGCCCGAGCACGUCAACCUGACGGCCCUCACCUGCUCCCUGACUGCCGAUGGGCUGCUGAAGAUUGAGGCGCCGGCAACAGCGCACUCUUCCGAGGAGCGCACUGUCCCCAUCCGGUUCAGGACGUCCCUGAACGUCCCCAUCAGCAACAGCAAAAAGGAGGAGGACAAAAGCCAAGCAACCUAGAAAGGACUGCCCGCUUUUUUUGUAAUGUCAUUUUGUUACUGACUCAGUGGAUUUGUUUGCUAAGAAA
This is a messenger RNA of Megalops cyprinoides (Indo-Pacific tarpon), 715 nucleotides long. It is a transcript of the gene hspb9, whose product is annotated as heat shock protein, alpha-crystallin-related, 9. The record is from RefSeq and is a predicted model, not a curated record. Gene Ontology annotation, molecular function: protein folding chaperone. The transcript has a single exon. Lineage: Eukaryota; Metazoa; Chordata; Actinopteri; Elopiformes; Megalopidae. Bases 67 to 648 code for a protein of 193 amino acids. Gene Ontology annotation, biological process: response to heat; protein refolding.